AGCAGGAAGAGCAGGAGAAGGAGAAGGAGCAGGAGGGGGCGAUGCUGCUGGUGGUGGCGGCGAGUCUGAAGAGGCAUGGAUGUUACAUGAAUCGCUGGAAGGGCUGCAGACGACUAUGAAUUUGGCAGAAGCUCUCUGCUCGGCCAACUAGAUCAAGAUGGAUGAAUCUGCCUUGUUGGAUCUGCUGGAGUGUCCCGUGUGCUUAGAGCGUCUCGAUGCUUCGGCAAAAGUCUUACCUUGUCAGCACACGUUUUGCAAACGCUGUCUCCUGGGCAUCGUGGGUUCUCGCAACGAACUUCGGUGCCCAGAGUGCAGGACCCUGGUGGGCUGCGGAGUGGACGAGCUUCCCAGUAACAUCCUCCUAGUGCGGUUACUGGACGGGAUCAAGCAGAGGCCUCGGAAGUCUGGCACCGGCGGCGGUAGCGCUGGGACUAAUUGCACAAGUGCGUUGAGAGUCCAGAGCGGCCCGGGGGCUAACUGUAGCGCUAAAGAACCUCAGAUCUCUCAAGGUGGACCGCAGCAGAGAGUGCAAGCCCGGAGUCCCCCGGUCAGGUACUUAAGAAGGGUAUCUGAGUAUUCCUUUCAAAUAAAGGCUUUGGUUCAAUGA
Tachyglossus aculeatus (Australian echidna) is the source of this 607-nucleotide messenger RNA. Its product is annotated as E3 ubiquitin-protein ligase SH3RF1-like. The coding region runs from base 158 to 607 and encodes 149 amino acids. Lineage: Eukaryota; Metazoa; Chordata; Mammalia; Monotremata; Tachyglossidae. The transcript has 3 exons. The record is from RefSeq and is a predicted model, not a curated record.